ACAUGGGCGAGCCCACUAUUGAGAACAUUUAGUUCUCUCCACGAACCCGCAGUCACAAACACGGCGAAAAAAGAGGGGGGAGUUCCUCCCUAUUCAGCUGCCUGUACUCGACCUGCUCUUUCUCAGACGCGCCUUCAUGACUCACUGAGUUGGACCUGCAGAAUUUUCCCGAAAUAGAAGCUCGAUGUGAGCUCGUGCACCGUCUUUGACUACUAGAGUUUAGUCCCAGUCGCUGAUGUGUGAAGUGGCAGAAUAAGUCCUGAUAGACCGUGCGAGUUUAGUCAGAUAUCUGUUGGACUUUUACAUUUUUUUUAAAAAAUUUUCUUAAUUAAUUGAUCGGAGAUGCCUGAGGACAUUGGGACAGCCAAGCCUGGAGGUGUCAUUGCCUAUAUUUCCUCCAGGUCCGCCCCCAGCCCAGAGUCCUGUAUGAGCAGCAGCUCAAGCAGCGGCUACCUGUCGACGUCACCAACUCCUUCCCGGCCCUCGCUGCCCAGCAGGGCCGUAGGCAUGGUAGUGGAUAUUGCUCCACCGGGCAAGAACGGCAGCCCGCGUGGCCAUGGCGGCGAAAAGGCCGGCCGUUCUUCUGCGUCUGCAAAGAGCAGCAUCACAAAAAUCAACGGCAUGGUGCUGCUGUGCAAAGUGUGCGGGGAUGUGGCGUCAGGCUUCCACUACGGCGUCCAUGCUUGCGAAGGAUGCAAGGGCUUCUUCAGGAGGAGCAUCCAGCAGAACAUCCAAUAUAAGAAGUGUCUAAAGAUGGAGAACUGCACCAUCAUGAGGAUAAACCGCAACCGCUGUCAGCAGUGUCGCUUUAAGAAGUGCCUGGCUGUUGGCAUGUCUAGAGAUGCUGUUAGAUUUGGCCGGAUCCCAAAAAGAGAAAAACAGAGGAUGCUGCUGGAGAUGCAGAACGCCAUGAACAACAUGAUGAGCAACAACAGCCAGUUACACAGCAUGCUCCAAGGACACCAGAGCCCCCCACUGCCCAUGGAGGCCAUGACAAGUGACUCCAACUCCUUUCCAUCCUCUUCCUCCUCUUCCUCUGCUUCCGAUUCGCCGUCGUGUUCCAACCCGUCCUCCCCGCAGUGCCCUCAGGACUCCGAGUCAGUGGUUUCUAUGGACACCACCUCAAGCUCAUCCUGCUCAUCGGACAGCGGUGAGGACGAGGCACUUGUCACACUGAACAGGCAGCACCAAGAUGCCUUAGCGUUCACCCAGCAGAGAUCACCAACGCAAGGUCAGACCUCACCUGCCACGGUCUCCGUGGAGACGGGGUGUGAAAGCCGAAUGGAGAAGCAGCAGGAUAGGUGGAACUGCUGGAACAACAGCGUGGCGGUGAGAGAUUACCAGAACUGUCCUUACAGUAGCGGCCAACAAGUCACCAACCCUGCCUACAGGGGGGAGAGGGAAGGUUACCAGCAGCAGUUCAACAGCACCCCUAGCUGUGAACAGUCAGAAGACAGCCAAAGACAACAGACAGAGCUCCACACACAAUCUGCCUCAAAUGGUUAUAAUGGACCAACCAGCUGUGUGAAUAAUAGGGCACACUUGCUGUGCCCGAUGAACACCUCACCUUACGUGGACCCCAGCAAGCCCAGCCAGGAGGUCUGGGAGGAGUUCUCCAUGAGCUUCACACCAGCCGUGCGAGAAGUGGUCGAGUUUGCCAAAGGGAUUCCGGGCUUCCGCGACCUUCCCGAGCACGAUCAAGUCGGCCUGCUGAAGGCUGGAACCUUUGAGGUGCUGAUGGUUCGAUUUGCCUCUUUGUUCAACAUCGCCGAGCAGACGGUGACCUUCCUGAGUGGCAAAUGCUACAGCCUUGACACACUACGCUCAUUGGGUGCCGGCGAGCUCCUUAACUCUAUGUGCGAGUUCAGCGAGAAGUUGGCGGCGCUGCGGCUCAGUGCGGAUGAAAUGAGCCUCUUCACCGCUGUGGUGCUUGUCUCAGCUGACCGCUCAGGGAUCCAGGACCUAAAAUCAGUGGAGGCUCUGCAGGACAAACUUAUCCGAGCACUGAGAAACCUGGUGAUGCAGAACCACGGCGACGAGUCGGCCACCACAUUCACCAAGCUGCUGCUCAAACUUCCUGAACUGCGCUCGCUCAACAAUAUGCACUCAGAGGAACUGCUCUCGUUCAAAGUGCACCCUUAAAAAGCUUCCUGAGCGGGUACUUGUGUACCUUCCACUUCCUCCACCUGGACCUGCCUCUUACCGCGCCCUCUCAGCCCCCCUUUCCCUGCAAACUGACCAACCCAGUUGUGUGUUUGUUUCUAGAAUGUAUGAAACUUUUUUUUUUUAUUCUAUUUUUGUUGAAAAGAGAACAAUUAAAAAUGUACUGUAUUUAUAGAAGACGUAGCUUACGCUUGUUGCACACAAACACACGCAAGUGCUCGUGUGUCAGAGGUUUAUAGUUUUGCAGUUGGAUGCAGUUUUCUAUUUUUAAAAGCAAGAAGAGUAUUUAACUGGCUUAAAGAGAAUAUAGAAUAGAAACUAA
Oreochromis niloticus (Nile tilapia) is the source of this 2485-nucleotide messenger RNA. It is a transcript of the gene nr1d2a, whose product is annotated as nuclear receptor subfamily 1, group D, member 2a. The transcript is spliced from 8 exons. Bases 343 to 2142 code for a protein of 599 amino acids. The record is from RefSeq and is a predicted model, not a curated record. NCBI's taxonomy places the organism in Eukaryota, Metazoa, Chordata, Actinopteri, Cichliformes, Cichlidae. Gene Ontology annotation, molecular function: nuclear receptor activity; RNA polymerase II cis-regulatory region sequence-specific DNA binding; zinc ion binding. Gene Ontology annotation, biological process: cell differentiation; hormone-mediated signaling pathway; negative regulation of transcription by RNA polymerase II.